AUUCUGCUCUCUUUAGUGCUAGUGUUUGGUACAGAGACUAGGCUUGCAGUAUGCAGAGGUAAGAGAGAACCAUGGAUCGGAGGCUGCCAUGUCUUUUGCUUUGCGUCCUGUUCGGACUUACUGGAGGAAGCAGAAAAAUGCCAAAGCUGGCUGACCGGAAGUUGUGUGCGGAUGAGGAGUGCAGUCAUCCCAUUUCUAUUGGGGUAGCUCUGUCUGACUACACCCCCCAAGACUGCCGUUUUAUCCCAAUUAGACGUGGACAAACGCUGUAUAUCUACUCCAAGCUAAAGGGCAGAGGGCGCCUCUUCUGGCUGGGCAGUGUACAAGGAGAUGAAUACGGGGAGUAUACAGCAAGACUGGGUUAUUUCCCAAGCUCUAUCGUACAAGAAGAACAUUAUCUGAUGCCUGGAAAAGUGGAAGUCAAAACCAAUCAAUGGGAUUUCCUGUGCCAGUGAUCGGACUUCCUGUGACCUGUGACCCGUCCUGUACACCGUGUGCUGUGUGAUAGGCUGGGCCGAGUGCGGAGGAGAGGACCUUCUAUCUGCACAUGUGCUGCUUCUUCUUCCCUUCAAUAAAGAAUGCUAUGUAUGCUGUAUUCA
Messenger RNA from Rana temporaria (common frog), 599 nucleotides. It is a transcript of the gene MIA, whose product is annotated as MIA SH3 domain containing. The record is from RefSeq and is a predicted model, not a curated record. NCBI's taxonomy places the organism in Eukaryota, Metazoa, Chordata, Amphibia, Anura, Ranidae. Gene Ontology annotation, biological process: extracellular matrix organization. The transcript has 4 exons. Gene Ontology annotation, molecular function: protein binding. The coding region runs from base 72 to 455 and encodes 127 amino acids.